GUGAGGUGGAGAGAAGAAGAAGAAGAUAAGCAUAAAAAACCCGAAAGAGCCAAGUCAGCAGGAGCAAAGUCAUAGCGGUUGGGCGUUGAGAGAGACGGACCCGCCUCUUUUGAGUCUUUGUGGUAUAAACUAUAAAGCGCCUCCUCCUUCAAGAAUAUGCUCUCUUCUCCUCCUUCUCUCUUAUUUAUUCCUUUUUCAUCUCUUCUUCUUUCCUCCUUUCUUAAAAUACAGUAGCAGUACUAGUAUUUUAUUUACAUUCUUCUACCUUCCUUGUCAGAUCCCAAGUAUCUUACUUUCCUAAUUCUUCAACCAACGAAAACGAUCAUCAUGGAGUUUAUGUUUUUCCUUGAGAUGCUUCUCACGGCUCUUCUUGCUUUCUUGUGUUCUUUCCUUCUUGCCAAUCUCUUCUCUUCUGCUAACGAUCCGAGUUCCAAGAAGCCUGAGAUCAUCGGUGUCGGUGAUGAGUUUGUUACAGAGGAGGUUCCUUCUGUUAAGAAGAUGGAUGCUCGAGUGAUGGACAGCGACAGGAAUCUAUCAGUUGUUGCUGAUGAGAAUGUGGAGCUUGUUGAUCGCUUUGUUAACGGAGCUGAUGGAGUUGGUGAAGUCGAGGAAGCGACUACGGGAAACGCUGAAUCCCGUAAAGACCGCGAAGAGGAACUGGUGAUUUUUACGGCGGAAACUGAGUCCACGGCGGUUGUCUCGCCGGAAAAUAAUGCGAUCGUCGAGGAGAUGAUGAUCAGUCGUGGAGUUCAGGUAGAAAAGAGCGACUCGGCGGAAGGAAUCGUUACUGAACGCGAAGAUUCGAUGGUUCGAACCGCGGGAGCUGAUGGUUCGGUCUCGCCGGAAAACGUGGUAGCGGAGGAGGAGACUGUGCUUGAAGGAGAAGAGGAUCGAAGCGAAUCGACAAAAAUAGGAAGAAGUGGUUGCGUAGAAAACGAAGAAAGUAGAGGAGAUGUCGUAGUCGCUGAAGUUGAGGAUGAGGUUAGGGUUGAAGAGACUAAUACGGUGGCAGAGACAGAGAUUGAUACUGAAGGAGCUGACGAAGAGAAAGAGGAAUUGAGUAUUGAAGAUGAUGAUGAUGAUUGGGAAGGAAUUGAGAGGAGUGAACUGGAGAAAUCCUUUGCGGCUGUUGCAAAUCUUUUGGAAGAAUCCGGGAAAUCAGAAGAUAUUGGUGCUGAGUCCAAGAUGGACUUGUACGGACUUCACAAGAUAGCCACUGAAGGGCCAUGCCGAGAGGCACAACCUAUGGCCGUCAUGGUCUUUGCUCGUGCCAAAUGGAAUGCUUGGCAAAAACUUGGAAACAUGAGUCAAGAAGAUGCGAUGGAGCAGUAUCUUGCACUUGUCUCAAAGGAGGUCCCUGGUUUGAUGACUGGUCAUACUGUAGGGAAGAUGUCAGAAACUGAAACCUCUGUUUGCUUACCUCCUAAUUCAGGGUCAUUAGAAGAUCCGACCAACUUAGACACAACUGCUGUUGAUGAAUCCAGCAAAAUGUUUCAGGGGAAAGGUGAAACCAGUGGUUAAGUUAAGCAGGCGAGGCUUGAAGGAGGGAGGGUCUUUGGGAAACAAAGGCAAAUCUAUUCUUUUGCAUAUAAGUAUUUUUAGGUGCAACUUGGGGGUUGUGGAGAGUGUAUGCAUAAUACAUUAUCCUCACCCAAUGGUUUAGGCUUUUCAUUCGAUCCUUUCGGUUGAAGGAGUUGAAAGAAACAAAAGCACUCAAGUAUUUUAUAUAUACGUAUAUAUAUGUGCGCAAGGAUUGGUUGAUUUCUAGUGCAUUGAUAAUGCUAAGACCUAUGAUUUAUGAAUCAAGCAAAGGUUGUUGUUCUAUA
Camelina sativa (false flax) is the source of this 1826-nucleotide messenger RNA. Its product is annotated as acyl-CoA-binding domain-containing protein 3. Gene Ontology annotation, molecular function: fatty-acyl-CoA binding. NCBI's taxonomy places the organism in Eukaryota, Viridiplantae, Streptophyta, Magnoliopsida, Brassicales, Brassicaceae. Gene Ontology annotation, biological process: fatty acid metabolic process. The record is from RefSeq and is a predicted model, not a curated record.